UUUCCCUAAAACUAUAUUUGAUCUAACUUUGUCGAACUUAAAAUGGCUACAAGUAAGAAAUCGUCUAAUCUUCUGGACACUAAACUUGCAAGUUUGGAAAGCAAGAUGGAAAGUAAAAUGGCAAGUUUGGAAAGUAAAAUGGCAAGUUUGGAAAACAAGCUUACCACGAAAAUGUCUGAACUUGAAGGAGUUGUUAGAUCGCUUGAUACUAAGCUUCAGUCGCAGGCAUCGGAUAUUCAGCAGCAUGAAGAUAAGUUGGAGACUCUUGAAAAAUUAAUUGUUGAAAAAGUACGUACAAUUGAAGUGUUGGAUAAGAAGGUACAGUCGACUCUUAAAACUGUAGAUCAGUACAAGUUUAAAAUUACUGAUCUCGAAAAUCGUUCUCGCAGACAGAAUUUGCGAAUUAUCGGGUUUCCCGAAAGAGUUGAGUCCGGUGAUUUAACUGAAUUUUUCUCUAAAUUACUGUGGGAAAUUUUCGGUGAUGAAGGUUUGCAAACUAAACCUGUUAUUGACCGUGCUCACAGAGUUGCGAGGUUUUCGUCUACGACUGAUAAACCACGAGCGGUGAUUGUUCGCCUUCAUUAUCCUCGUGAAAAAGAGCUUUUAAUUCGAUUAGCUCGUAAAAAAGGUAUGAUUUCUUACCAAGUCAGGUCCUACAACCAACUUGCUUUUGUGAAUGGCUUGCAAGGUAACUAUAUAGAAGCGAUUCAUAACUUGGGGGAAGCUGAGAAGAUUCUGAGAGAGAACUACAAAGUUGAUUUUGAAAGAAGAAGCAUCAUCACCUAUGGAAACUUUGCCUGGGUGCAUUACCACAUGGGACAUCUGACAGAGGCCCAGUCCUAUCUCGACAAGCUGGAGAUGAUCUGUAAACCGCUCAGUGAUGGCCCUCCCUACUCAGCAAUGAUACCCGAGGUGUACGGGGAGAAGGGAUGGUCAUUGCUGAGGUCUGCUGCUGAAUACUAUGAGGAGGCAAAGGAAUGUUUUCGGAAGGGUCUGGAAGAAGAUCCUGAUAAUGAGCAAUGGAGCAUGGGAUAUGCCACUGUACUGUUUCAGUUGGAAGCAAUUUCUGGAACCAAAGAGAAUCGUGAACGGAGACGGUCUGUACUGCAUUUGCGUCGUGUACUGGAAUUUGAUCCAGAUAACUCCGUGGCUAUGGUUCUGUUGGCGCUAAAACUGCAAGAGUUCAAGCAAAAAGUUGAAGCCAAUAAAUUAGUUGAACAAGCAUUGCAGAAAACAACUGAUUUUCCAAAAGUUCUUCGAUAUGCUGCAAAAUUUUACCGAAAAGAGCAAGCUGUGGAAAAAGCAAUUGAGUUGUUGAAGAAAGCUUUAGGAAUCUCUCCACAUGCUAGCAUCUUGCAUGACCAACUAGGUACGUGUUACAAAACCAAAUUGCUUGAACUGCUCAGCAAUCCAUUAUGUGAUGAUCCCCAAACUCCAGAAUUUCAACAAAAAACUGAGUUGCUUAGUCAAUGCAAAUAUCACUUUGCAAAGGCAUCUGAACACCGUCCAAGGUCAAGUAUUAAGUCACAACUGGAUUUAGCAGACACCUGUGCAAAAAUGGAUGAAUAUUCUAAGGCAAAGAAGAUCUACAGUGAUCUCCAGAAACUAGAAAAUAUUCAUCCAGAAAAUAUGCAGAAGAUAUGUUUAUAUGCUGGGAAAUUUGAACUGCACUGCAGAAAAUCUGAAUCUGAUGCCAUCAGACCAUUCCUGAAAGGACUGGAAAUUGAAAAUGACACGAAGGAACGCAAGCUAUGUCAUAUGAAUUUGGAGAGGUGGGCAGACAGGCAACUUUGCAAGGAGCCAACUAAUAGUAAGGCCCUUGGAAUCAAAGGGUUACUGUAUCAGCUGAAUGGGAACAGGGCUCAAGCGAUUGAAUAUUUUGAGAAGGCCUUGGAGUAUGACCAUGAUAAUGAGGAAUAUCUGAGUGCUCUUUGUGAACUACGUCUUUCCAUCAAGGGAAAAAUUGAUGCUUGAAAGAAACAAUGAUUUUUUUCUAAAUUGAGGAACAAUAAUAUAUUCUGCCUGCUUCAGCGUUAAAUGGGAAAUUUGCUCUGAAGUGUGUAAUUUUCAGACAAUAGAUUUAUUGCAUUCUUUAUCUUGUGCCUUCAUGAAUAGUAACACCAGAAGUACACUGAAAAAUAGCAUCUAUAGACCAUUAUAUGAGGACGGAAUCAAAGAUGGAUCUGUGGAAAUUAGACCAACAGGAGCCAAAAGGCAAAAAAACUCUAUGGGAAUCCUGUCAUGUUCUUUCUAGAUCUCCAAUGUCAAUUAAUCAUCAGUUACGUUUACUUUUAAUUUAUUACUUGCAUUGUGCUAAAUAGAUGUGACUUUUGCAGAAUGAUUUUUGGAACAUGACAUAAUUCUCAAGACCAUUUCAACCCACCCUCUCCCCCUCCCCCGCCCAGUGGACAUGGAUAGGAAUUACCCUCAUUGCCUCAAGCACAUCAACAUUAAAUUCUUAGUAACAUGGCUGACAACACCCAAGAAAGUCAAACUAGUGGGAUUUUAAAUGAUGAUAUGGGCUAAAGAGGGAAUGGAGGUAUCUACCGGAGGCUGAAUUCCUCACAGACAGAGACAAUAUGUCUUGGGUCUCUGAUUCAAUGAGUUCAUAAAAGCACCCUAGGUGUAAAACAGAUGAUGUAAGGGUCAAGCACUUG
Hypanus sabinus (Atlantic stingray) is the source of this 2657-nucleotide messenger RNA. Its product is annotated as interferon-induced protein with tetratricopeptide repeats 5-like. Gene Ontology annotation, cellular component: cytosol. Gene Ontology annotation, molecular function: protein binding. The coding region runs from base 43 to 1974 and encodes 643 amino acids. The transcript has a single exon. The record is from RefSeq and is a predicted model, not a curated record. Gene Ontology annotation, biological process: defense response to virus. NCBI's taxonomy places the organism in Eukaryota, Metazoa, Chordata, Chondrichthyes, Myliobatiformes, Dasyatidae.